GCCAAGGCCGUCGGGGCGCUCCGGGGCCGCCUCGCGUGACCACCCGCGCGCGGCGACCCAAGCUGGAGUCCGACAGGCUUGGACUGUCCCGGCGCGCCCCGCCCCCCGCAAGCCCCGCCCCUGUCAGGUCCCGCUGCCUCCUCCCCCACACAGACCUUAAAAAAGAGAAGCGGGAUGGCGCGUUUUGACUCUCCCGAGUGACUGUGCAAACGGGCCACGCCUGUGCGACGCCAGCUGUCAGAGCCGUGCGGGGGGCGUGGGGGCUGGGAAUUGACUCUAUUCAUCGACCCGCAGUCGCAAUCCCCACGCACUGAGAAAACCCUGACUUUGCCGAGGCCCAGGUGCAGCGGGGCUCUGCAAAGAAGGCACCUUUCUCCGCCCCCAUCCCAAUCCAAGCGCCUCUGGCUCUGACGACGCCUAGAGACUCCAGAGUGGGCGCUAAAGUUCCCAGACCUGGCAACAGGUGUCCAGGGCGGGCCUCCGACUUCCUGGAGACACUUAGGUUGCGGUCUUGAAUCCCACAAAGGCCCCAAUCCGUCCUCGGAGCCGGCCGUCUGGCGCUGCUGGAAACCGCGCCGCCUUGCAGCAUGGCCACCAGCCUCAGCCCGGACGAGCAUCUGCCGCCUAUCCCUCUGUCGGCCCAGCAGACCACGCUCCUGUUGCUGCUCUCGGUGCUGGCCGCGGUGCACGUGGGCCAGUGGCUGUUGAGGCAGCGGCGGCGGCAGCCGGGGUCCGCGCCCCCGGGUCCCUUCGCUUGGCCGCUGAUCGGAAAUGCGGCGUCGAUGGGCCCGGCGCCUCACGUCUCGUUCGCACGCCUGGCGCGGCGCUACGGCGACGUCUUCCAGAUCCGCCUGGGCAACUGCCGGGUGGUGGUGCUGAACGGCGAGCGCGCCAUCCGCCAGGCCCUGGUGCAGCAGGGCGCCGCGUUCGCCGACCGGCCGCCCUUCGCCUCUUUCCGCGUGGUGUCUGGUGGCCGCAGCCUGGCUUUCGGCCAGUAUUCGGAGAGCUGGAAGGCGCAGCGGCGCGCGGCGCACAGCACGAUGCGAGCCUUCUCCACGCGCCAGCCGCGCGGCCGCCGGGUGCUCGAGGGCCACGUGCUGGGCGAGGCGCGGGAGUUGGUGGAGCUGCUGGUGCGCGGCAGCGCGGGCGGCGCCUUUCUCGACCCGCGGCCGCUGACCGUGGUGGCCGUGGCCAACGUCAUGAGCGCCGUCUGCUUCGGCUGCCGCUACAGCCACGACGACGCCGAGUUCCGAGAGCUGCUCAGCCACAACGAGGAGUUCGGGCGCACGGUGGGCGCGGGCAGCCUGGUGGACGUGCUGCCCUGGCUGCAGCGCUUCCCCAACCCCGUGCGCACUGCCUUCCGUGAAUUCGAGACGCUCAAUCGCAACUUCAGCAACUUCGUCCUAGACAAGUUCCUGAGGCACCGUGAAAGCCUUCGGCCCGGCGCCGACCCCCGCGACAUGAUGGACGCCUUCAUCCUCUCGGCGGCAAAGGAAGUUGCCCCGGGCUCUGGCGACGGCGGCGCGCGGCUGGACGAAGAGUACGUGCCGGCCACCGUCACAGACAUCUUCGGCGCCAGCCAGGAUACUCUCUCCACCGCGCUGCAGUGGCUGCUCGUCCUCUUCACCAGGUAUCCGGAAGUGCAGGCUCGGGUACAGGCAGAACUGGAUCAAGUGGUGGGUAGGGACCGGCUGCCCUGCCUGGACGACCAACCCCACCUGCCCUACGUCAUGGCCUUUCUUUAUGAAGCCAUGCGCUUCUCCAGCUUUGUGCCCGUCACCAUUCCUCACGCCACCACGGCCAACGCUUCUGUCUUGGGCUACCACAUCCCCAAGGACACGGUGGUUUUUGUUAACCAGUGGUCCGUGAAUCAUGACCCAGUGAAAUGGUCUAACCCAGAAGACUUUGAUCCAGCCCGAUUCUUGGACAAGGAUGGCUUCAUCAACAAGGACCUAGCCAGCAGUGUGAUGAUUUUUUCAGUGGGCAAACGGCGGUGCAUCGGGGAAGAGCUUUCCAAGAUGCAGCUGUUUCUCUUCAUCUCCAUCCUGGCUCAUGAGUGCAAUUUCAGGGCCAAUCCAGACGAGCCUUCGAAAAUGGAUUUUAAUUACGGCCUGACCAUUAAACCCAAGUCAUUUAAAAUCAAUGUCACUCUCAGAGAGUCCAUGGAGCUCCUUGAUAGUGCUGUCCAAAAGUUACAAGCUGAGGAAGACUGCCAGUGAGAAGCCAGAGGCAAGCAGAAAUUUUAUAAGUACACAAGUUUUGGGGGAUGGAGUGUAAAAUUAAGGUUUUGUUUUUUUUUCCUAGCUCCUCCAUGCCACUUUCUCAAUUAGCCUCUAAAGUGAGCAUAAACCAACUGACCCGCAGAUGAUGUGCUUUGCACACAUGUCCUCAGAGCAGUGGGCUGUGUAGGAGCUCCAGGAGAUAUUUUGAGUCAAAGAAUUAAAGGACCCAAAGAAUUUUUAUACAUAUAUUGAACGUUGGUAAUAAUAAUUUCUUGAGGGAGCAUUCUUUGGAGUUAAAACACACAUGUGCAUAUAUACAGAACUACCUAAUAAAGAAGCAUUUUAGUAACCAUGCCUUGUCGGGUGGGAUCCAAGAUUGAUGUUCUGUGUGCUGAAGUCUGCUCCAUAGAAAACCGUAUUAAGCAAAGUGUCAGGAAAUAUUGUUGAAUAUGCAAAGGCAAAUAAUUUCAGUGUAAGACAUGUGAUUUGGGGUGAUAAGGGAAAAAGUAAAGACCAGAAAUUCCCUUCUCACCUUUUCAAUAAAAUAGCUUAGUUAGGCUCUAAUAUCUGUGGAUGGGUUUAUCUUUUUGCCAACUGAUGUGCUUCCUGUUACUUUUCUGGAUGAGUCAUAAAGUUAUUUGCUUGGAAAGAAAUUAAUAGCAGUUGAUUUAGUGGGUUUCAGUGAUUUCAUGAAUUUUAAAGUGUAAAUUGUUAAAUUGUAAAAAAUUCCAAGCUGAAGUCAUACCGCUCUUGGUUGCUGAAGUACAGAAUUUCAAUCAUGAGAAAAAAAAUUUACCAGCUUAGCUAAGCUUUAAGUUGUGUGAUUGUAAUGUACUGACUUCAGUAAAUCUCAUAGGUUAAAAAGUCACCAAGUAGUGUUCAAUAUGGGUACAUAUAUUACAUAAUUAUUCAGAAGCAAUAUGUAUUAGUUAUUUUAUUAUUAAACAGUAUUAAUUAUUUUGGUCAAGAAAGGGUUGAAAAGUGUCUUUUAUAACGUCAUAGCAAAUAGAAAAGUACAACUAAUUUAACCAAUUUUGGUUCAAAUACAUGGUAUGACCUUGAUUAAAUCAACUGUUUUUGACAUCAUGGAAACCAAGUUGAAGCAAAGUCUCUUCUCUCAUCCAAAAUUUGAAUGAAAAAUCUCAAAAUUAGAUCUGCAAGAUGUGUUCCUCAUCACUUUACAACAUGCUUAUUAAAAUUAUAUUCACAAUACAGAAUCUUUUUUUGAAAUUGAUCUAGUUAAUAUGUUUUAAUUCCAAACUCUUGACAUGCUUAAAUUUUAAUUAUAUUUUAAAGCCAUUCUGAUUACUGAGUUCUAGGAAGUUAGUGGAAAUCUGACCAUUAGCCUGUGGAAGGCAGAGAGAUCGAAGCUGUGUCUGCCUGGGGAAUAAUGAAAAAAUGCAAUGAAUUAUCUGGUUGUUCUUUAUUAAAUAACAAGGGGGAAAAUUCCCAUUAUAGUGGACCUAGUUUCUCUUUUAAAUGAUUUUUUUCAAAAAAUAGCAUUGGUGUUUGUGUUUUGGAAAGUCAGAAUCAGUCUUGGGAAGUUGUUUGGAGGAUUGCAUUGAAUUUCAGUGGAGCCAGUCGGAUCAGUUGUGCUAUUUAAGAUGGCCAACCCAGCGAGCAGUCACUUUGGUAACUGUGAAAACAUAAAGCUUGAACAAAAUAUAUAUGUUCAGUUUAUGUAAAUAACCUGAAAACCUUUUUUAAAAAGUGAUGGAAGAUUGACAAUGUACAAAGUGAAGUUUGGAGUUUUAAGGUUUUGCUCGCAGACGUCCAAAAGAAGUUGUGCAGUGUCCUAAAAGCUUACUGCUUGUUACAUUUCAUUAAGCUUUUAGGAAACUUUUUAUCAAAAUUAUAAAGGGAGGAGUGUAUGAUGGUUGUGGGGUCUGGUAAGAGAAAGGAGUGGAAAAAAAAAGAAAAGGAAGAAAGAUGGGUAGACAUUCUCCUACUCCUUCAAAAUUAAUUAGUUUGAAGUACGAAUAUUUAGAAGAAAGAUGUUCCACGUGCCAGUGUUGAAUCCCAAAUAGAUUUUUAAAAAUCUACAACAUAGCAACUCUAUUUUAUGAUUUGGAAUUUUUAUUAAUAAAAAUUUUAUAUAAUUUUAAUUAAUAAAAUCUCACAGCUGUACCUCUUGAAUAUGAAAACACUGUGCCAGUAUUUUUUAAAGGCACUAAAGUCAACUGUAGAAAUCAGGCUUACCCAAUACAUUUCAAUUUGGGGGGUACUGGCCAUUCCAAAACAUUGUUACCCACCCUUCCCUGCACCCCACCCCCUGCAGGGCUGAGACAGUAAUUUGGGGCUGCCCUAGCCUGCUUACUCUGAGAGAUGUGUGGCAGCAAAAGCGAUCAUGUACCAACCUGGAUGCCUGCUUAAGUCAACCGGGUCCAGAUGUGCUGUAGCCGGUUUUUAUGUCCGUAGGCUCGGUUCAUCUGGCACUUUCGGCAGUGGGCUGAGGUAGAAGAAAGUAAGGUGGGGGAUUUCCUGGUUUAUUUAAUAUGUUUGUAACCCAGUUAAAGGAAGGAAAGCAAAACCAAAAACAAACAAAUAAAAAUAACCAAAUUUGGGGGCUACCGUAAUCAGGUUACUAGCUUGAUCAGAAAAUCUAAUUUUAUUUCUGCCAGAGAAAGAAUGUAUUUGCUGGUCACCAUUUUAGUCAGAACAUCUACUCCAGGUUAUUACAAUAGUUAAAGUAUAUUGUUUAUUAAAUGCUUCAUUUAUAUGUUAAAGCUUUGACUUUGUAAGGAAACUGCUUUUUUUCCAAAACAAGAGGAAGAUGUCUCAGGUUUGUUUUGUGGAUUAUCUAAAAGCUUUCAUGUCUCAGAACUUAGCCUUUACCUGUGAAAUGCUAUUAUGGCCUUAAUAUUUUCAUAUCACAUCUAUAUUAGAUCAAAUAGUUGCACAACAUUAUGUAUUAAUUUGUAUGUUUUUUAGCUAUGACACAUCUGUGUAAUACAAAGGUAUACUUUAGUAGAUGUUUAUAAUUCAAGGAUAACUUCUUAUUUAACCUUUUCUUGUUUUUGUAUUUUAUCAUGUAUGCUUUCCAUCUGUACAUAGCAACUGUAAUACAUAGUUGUAACCGAAAUAGAUUUGGGGGACACAGCAUUAAUAUGUGGCUUUUACUGUUUGAUAUACCAAAUUUAAAAAAUUCUAUACUUGUAAUUACCUGUAAUAGGACACCAUUACCAAAAUAAUAAAA
Molecule: messenger RNA, 5418 nt
Organism: Balaenoptera ricei (Rice's whale)
Lineage: Eukaryota; Metazoa; Chordata; Mammalia; Artiodactyla; Balaenopteridae
Product: cytochrome P450 1B1
Exons: 3
Coding region: 588-2219 (543 amino acids)
Molecular function (GO): iron ion binding; oxidoreductase activity, acting on paired donors, with incorporation or reduction of molecular oxygen; monooxygenase activity
Source: RefSeq, a predicted model, not a curated record